ACGAAUAAUAUCUCGCCGACAAAUUUCCCAUUCAAUAACAUUGACUUUCUCGUUACCCACUUUUCAUUUCAAACUCACUCAAAUUUUUUUCCUAAAGAGUAAAGAAACUUCUCUCCCUUGUCUUGUCUCCUUCUCUCUCUCUUUCUCUCUUUCAAAGCUAAUAAAUACAACAUUUGCAUCUAACGUUUCUCUAACACAAAAACAUGCACUCGAUCAGCUCUUUAUUAUAUCUGACCUUCCUCGCCGUCUUCACCGUCUCUUUCGCCGGCGGCGAGAGGUUCAAAGAAGCUCCAGAGUUCUUUAACUCCCCGGAGUGUCUCACCAUCGAAAACGACUACGAUUUCGUGUGUUCGAACAAAGCCAUCCACGUGGCAAUGACCUUAGACGCGGCAUACCUCCGCGGCUCAAUGGCCGUGAUUCUCUCCGUUCUCCAACACUCUUCUUGUCCUCAAAACAUUGUUUUCCACUUCGUUACUUCGAAACAAUCCCACCGACUCCAAAACUACGUCGCUUCUUCUUUUCCUUACUUGAAAUUCCGGAUAUACCCUUACGACGUAGCCGCUAUCUCCGGCCUCAUCUCAACCUCCAUACGCUCCGCGUUAGACUCUCCGUUAAACUACGCAAGAAACUACCUCGCCGAGAUACUCCCUACGUGUCUCUCACGUGUCGUAUACCUCGACUCAGAUCUCAUACUCGUUGACGACAUCUCCAAGCUCUUCUCAACUCAUAUCCCAAACGAUGUUGUUUUAGCCGCGCCUGAGUAUUGCAACGCUAACUUCACAACUUACUUUACUCCGACGUUCUGGUCAAACCCUUCUCUAUCCAUAACACUCUCCCUCAACCGUCGUCGUCCGCCUUGUUACUUCAACACCGGAGUGAUGGUCAUAGAGUUAAAGAAAUGGCGUGAAGGAGAUUACACGAGGAAGAUCAUAGAGUGGAUGGAGCUACAGAAACGGAUCAGAAUCUACGAGUUAGGCUCUUUGCCACCGUUUUUACUUGUCUUCGCCGGAAACAUAGCUCCGGUGGAUCACCGGUGGAACCAACACGGUUUAGGAGGAGACAACUUCAGAGGACUGUGCCGUGAUUUGCAUCCAGGUCCAGUGAGUUUGUUGCACUGGAGUGGAAAAGGAAAGCCUUGGGUAAGGUUAGACGAUGGUCGACCUUGCCCGCUCGAUGCACUUUGGGUUCCGUAUGAUUUGCUAGAGCCACGGUUCGACCUCAUCGAGCGUUAGAUUUAAAUGUUUUCUUGUCGGUUUAAAAAAUGUAUAAUUUUGACUGAACAUGUAAAAUAGGUAGUGAAGAAAAUACUUGAAUAAUAAAAUCAUAGGAGGAAUAGGAUAGUCGAAUAUGUAAAUUAGUUUGGUGGUGGUAGUUACUCUCGUAACGCAUUGCCUACUUCUACCAUAAUAAAUUCGAUACCUAUAAAGUUAUAAUAAUUGUGAAUAUAUUUUCUACCGAUAAAUGUACUACGGCGAGUCUAAAAGAUGUAACAACAAAUACAUAUACGUUACUAGAGCGUUUCUGUUUAUGAAUUUUCAAAUAAAUCUUUUUGUUUUUUA
Messenger RNA from Camelina sativa (false flax), 1559 nucleotides. RefSeq names its product putative galacturonosyltransferase-like 2. NCBI's taxonomy places the organism in Eukaryota, Viridiplantae, Streptophyta, Magnoliopsida, Brassicales, Brassicaceae. Gene Ontology annotation, molecular function: glycosyltransferase activity. The record is from RefSeq and is a predicted model, not a curated record. Gene Ontology annotation, cellular component: Golgi apparatus.